CCACCUCAUUUCCCCUUCCCACGAAGAAAAGAGAACAAAAUAAGAGAGAGAAUGUACGGGUACGCGGGUGUUAGCACGAAGGGUCGCGAAGAGGUAGACCUAGAGUCCGGUCAGACCCUGUACCCUGGUCUUAGCCCCGGCGAGAACCAGCUCCGAUGGGGUUUUAUCCGCAAGGUCUACGGUAUUCUCGCUGCCCAGCUCGUCCUCACGACCAUCGUCUCUUCCGUCACCGUUCUCUCACCUCCCGUCAACGAUCUCCUCCGGGGAAAUUCCGGGUUGUUGCUCUUCCUCAUGUUCCUUCCCCUCGUCUUGUUGUGGCCCCUGUAUAUGUAUCAACAAAAGCAUCCCCUGAACUUCAUCUUCCUCGGACUCUUCACCAUGUCGCUGAGCCUCACAGUUGGUGUAAGCUGUGCGAACACGGAUGGAAAACUUGUGCUUGAAGCAUUAAUUUUAACCUCAGCUGUCGUUUCCUCCUUAACUGGUUACACCUUCUGGGCAUCUAAGAAGGGCAAGGACUUCAGCUAUCUUGGACCAAUCUUAUUCACCAGCCUCUUUGUCCUUAUCCUUACUGGUUUUAUCCAGAUGUUCUUCCCACUUGGCUCGACAUCUGUUGCGAUUUAUGGUGCAAUUGGUGCCAUAAUUUUCUCGGGCUACAUCGUUUAUGACACCGACAACCUAAUCAAGCGCUACACUUAUGAUGAGUACAUUUGGGCCUCCGUCAAUCUUUAUCUCGACGUCCUGAACCUGUUCCUUUCCAUUUUACGGAUGCUGAGACAGGGCAACAAUUAGUUGUGUCGGGUAGACGUAUACUUUGCCGGCCUGGGGUUUGGCUGAUCACUCUAGUGGUGGUUUACAUAUCAUCAUCCAAGACUGAAGAUAUAAUUGUGGAUAACAUAUGCUUCCCAAGACUAUUUUACCACCGAGUGAAAUGUAUAACGUUCCUAGUAUUUCAUAUGUUUUGAUCGUGUAUGGUAAAAUAUAUCUUAUGUGGAUUGUUUUCCA
Messenger RNA from Carya illinoinensis, 1002 nucleotides. Its product is annotated as BI1-like protein. Bases 52 to 789 code for a protein of 245 amino acids. Lineage: Eukaryota; Viridiplantae; Streptophyta; Magnoliopsida; Fagales; Juglandaceae. Gene Ontology annotation, cellular component: membrane. The transcript is spliced from 4 exons. The record is from RefSeq and is a predicted model, not a curated record.